Messenger RNA from Carassius carassius (crucian carp), 2031 nucleotides. Its product is annotated as BTB/POZ domain-containing protein 17-like. The record is from RefSeq and is a predicted model, not a curated record. Lineage: Eukaryota; Metazoa; Chordata; Actinopteri; Cypriniformes; Cyprinidae. The coding region runs from base 176 to 1627 and encodes 483 amino acids. The transcript is spliced from 3 exons. Gene Ontology annotation, molecular function: protein binding.
UCGAUAGGAUAUCGUGAGGGUGGAACUAACCCAAAACAACCAGUAACCUACAUACUAGUUAUGCACCAAAGCAUAUGUGCUGAGAAGGUGGCCAACAGACCAUCCAUCAGAGGGUUAAAAAUAUAGAAUACAGACAGAAAAGAGGGAGAUCAAAUCAGCAAUCGGAAAAUAAAAGAUGGCUAAUUUGUUGGGGAAUGGGCUGCUUGAGCACAUUUACCUGCUCUUCUUGCUUUCGGCCGCCAGGUCCCAUGUGCAACUUGUCCAUGGAGAGGGACUGGUUGAAGGCACCACAGAAGUGAUCAGUCACUCACAGGGGCUACUGGCAUGGCUGGAGGGCCUUCUGGUGCUGGGGAAUAACAGUGACAUUUCCUUACGUGUGGAAACAGUGGAUGCGGAUGAGGUCAAGGUUAUCCAAGCCCACACGCUGGUGCUUUCACUGCAGAGCCGAGUGUUUGAGGAGAUGCUGAGAAACCGCAAUAGUGGCACGCUAGUGCUGCGAGAAACAGCAGAAUGCACUGCCGUGUUUGAGAAAUUCAUCAGAUAUCUGUAUUGUGGUGAACUCACACUGCAGUUAGACCAGGCCACUCCACUGCACAGACUGGCUGCCAAGUACGGCAUCUCCAGCCUCCAGCAAGGACUAACCCAGUACAUGAGCCAGAACCUGGCCAGCGAUUCUCUGGGCGGCCACGUGGUGGGCUGGUACCAGUAUGCCGUGUCGGUUGGCGACACUGCGCUGAGAGACAACUGCCUUCAGUUUUUAUCAUGGAAUCUGUCUUCGGUGCUUCAGAGUGACGAAUGGCCGUCGGUUAGUGUUGACUUGCUACUGACUCUUCUGCAGCGCUCCGAUUUAGUAUUGAAGAACGAGCUGGAAUUAUUUGAGGCGCUUGAAAUCUGGUUCACCAGGAACGACCCGGAUACCUUGACAGCAGAGAACGCCCUUCGACUGGUGCGCUACGCCAUGAUACCUCCACACGAACUCUUCCGCUUGCAGCAACAGUCACCGAUCAUGACACGCUACCACGAGUCAGUGAGUGAUCUUCUCUACAAGUCGUACCAGUUCCAUUCAGCUUCACCACUUCACCUGGCAAUGUUCUUUGAUGUAAACUGCAGCCUCUUUGUGCCCCGCAACUAUCUCUCAUUUAUGUGGGGAUCUCAGUGGGUCAUAAGUAACCCAGCACGGGACGACCGCAGCACUAGUUUCCAGACCCAGUUGAGUCAGAGCGGUUUUGACUCCAGUAAGCGGGUGACAUGGAACGCCCUGUUCUCACCCCGCUGGCUCCCUCUCAGCAUGCGACCCAUGUACACCGAGCAAGGUGGCAUGCAGCCUCCGCGGCCCGAUGGAGGAAAUAGCAUUGCCCGGCCUCGUAUCAUCAUUACACCUGCUACUUCCAGUGCAGAUUUAGCAGGUGUCAGCUUCCAAAAGACGAUACUCAUCUUGACAAAGCAGAAGGACAAGCUUGUGGUGCGGCAUAUCUUCAGUUUCCACCAAAGCACAGAGGAGGUGGGCAACUUCUUGGCUGGAGUGGACCUGCAAUAUCACACAUCUGAGUACCUGGUGGAUGGAUCGCUGUACUUGCAGAUCAUUGUAAAGCCUAUCUACCAGACUCUCAUAGCAACCGAGAAAUAAUGUAACAAGCACAUUGAAGUAGGAUACAUUUGAUUUUAGAUUAAGAAGAUCUACACUUUUUUUUGAUGCAAGAAAACAUUUAGAUAUAAUUUGAUUAACGCUAAUGAAGUGCAUCUCAUCUGUCCUUAUAUUGUAGGCUAUUGUAAGUUAGAGGUUUACUCUGGGAAAAAGUGAAAUGCACUUAAAAUGUUCACCUAAAAUGUAAGACAUUUCACUUAAAAUGUCAAGUUCUGUCAUCAUUUACUCACCCUUGUUUCAUUCCAAACCUGUAUGACUUUAUUUCUUCCAUGGAACACAAAAGGAAAUGGUUGAGGAAUGAUAAUGCUGCUCUUUUUUAUAUUGUGAAAGUGGAUGGAGAACGGGAUGUGUCAAGCUAUAAAAAGCACAAAAACACUAUACAUACA